CGCCAUCAACCUUGAAAAAGAAUGAAGAUUAACCAAAGGCUUAAGACAGUACUCAGCGAGCUGUCAUGGACUGAUAGACUUCUCACACUGAUCAUCAUUCUCAGUAUUGUGGUUGGUAUCUUGAUAUCGGUUUAUGUCCCGAGCGCACGUGACAAGUUUGACUCUGAUGUCCAACUAGCAGGCGUUGGUAUUCCUCUUGCCGUUGGUCUUAUUGUCAUGAUGAUCCCUCCUCUUUGCAAAGUCCCUUGGGAAAGCAUCCACAAGACCUUUCUCCAAGACAGGUCUCUGCAUAUACAACUACUGAUUUCCGUGGUGCUAAACUGGGUUGUCUGUCCCCUGGUGAUGUUUGGACUCAGCUGGAUGGUUCUAUUCAACGAAGAAGAGUACCGCAUUGGGAUAAUCAUGAUAGGAUUAGCACGCUGUAUCGCCAUGGUGUUGGUGUGGAAUGAACUGGCAGGUGGUGACAACACCUUGUGCAGUCUGAUAGUUGUGGUUAACAGCAUAAUGCAAAUAGUGCUGUACGCUCCCUUCCAAAUCUUUUAUUGCUAUGUGAUCAGUGGGACUGAGAGAUCAGGCACAGUGACCUAUUCCCAAGUUGCGGAGAGUGUUGGUGCAUUCUUGGGGAUUCCAUUUGGAAUUGCUCUACUUGUUAGACUCUUAGGUGUGCUAGUUCUGGGUAAAUCAACAUACCAAAAGAGAUUGAUACCAUUUGUUUCACCAUGGUCUCUGAUAGCUCUGGUAUAUACAAUCAUAGUCAUCUUUAUCGAAAGAGGUUAUGACUUCAUUAGAGAGAUUGGGAGUGCGUUCAAAUGUUUUGUGCCUUUGGUGCUGUAUUUCCCAAUCACAUGGUUUGGCACUUUCUACUUGAUGAGAUUCUUAUCGAGCUAUGUAUACAGAAGGAAGAGAAGAUACAAUGCUGAUGAUCCAGAAAUGACGGAAUCUCUACUAUGUGGGUGUGAAAAGUCGUUGGCCAUGGAUAACACACGGGCCAAAUCCAAGUGGUGCUCUGCUGACUAUGGUGAAGUGAUAACUCAAACGUUCACGGCUGCUUCUAACAACUUCGAACUGAGUCUCGCAAUAGCCAUAUCGGUCUAUGGCUCUGGCUCGAAGCAGUCCAUAGCUGCAACUUUCGGGCCCUUGAUUGAGGUUCCAGUGCUCUUAUGUCUCACCAUCGUAGCCAGGUUGUUUAGACAAUGCUAUACCUGGAGAGAUGACCAAGAUGGUGUAAAUAUGGAGUGUGUUG
This is a messenger RNA of Williopsis jadinii, 1243 nucleotides long. RefSeq names its product Arr3p (gene ARR3). The transcript has a single exon. Gene Ontology annotation, biological process: arsenite transport; antimonite transmembrane transport. NCBI's taxonomy places the organism in Eukaryota, Fungi, Ascomycota, Saccharomycetes, Phaffomycetales, Wickerhamomycetaceae. The record is from RefSeq and is a predicted model, not a curated record. Gene Ontology annotation, cellular component: plasma membrane. The annotation marks the transcript as partial. Gene Ontology annotation, molecular function: antiporter activity; arsenite transmembrane transporter activity; antimonite transmembrane transporter activity.